Ilex paraguariensis (yerba mate) is the source of this 4376-nucleotide messenger RNA. The record is from the annotation of a GenBank genome assembly. NCBI's taxonomy places the organism in Eukaryota, Viridiplantae, Streptophyta, Magnoliopsida, Aquifoliales, Aquifoliaceae.
AAUAGGUGUUAAGUUCUCUUUCUCUCUCCUCCCAUUUCUGUCCGGUGUCCGCCGGCUCCCCUGAGAAACAGAAAACAAAACCCCUCCACCGCUAGGGUUUUCGACAGCUCUACAUGGCCGUAUAAGCUGAGCACUAGAUCUGAGAGUGAAAUAGCACCUGCUUCUGGUUCUGGACAGUGCAUUCUCAAAUGAUUGAGGUGACCAAAAAAGAUUGAUUGGACAUACAAAAUGUGGAGUUUUUAUGAUCACAUGUAGAAAAGAGCUUCAACUUUGAGUGCUAUGUUAUAGUAUCAGCGAACUCUGUGAUAUUUAAAUGGUUUCUUGAGUGAUGGAUCGGAAGGAUAGGUUUUAGUUUUUGUGAUACUGGGUCCAUGUAAAUUCAUUGCACAAGGAGGAACACCAACAGAUGGGUUCGUUUCCUGGCAAUUGUGAAAUUGUUGAAUCAAAGGAAGAACGGAGUUCAGUUGAACAAUCUGAAGGAAUUCAUCAAUUAAGGGCACAUGACAAAGAGAGGAGGCCUCCUGUGCCGAAAAAGGGAAGCAGUAGCUCUCUAGAAGAUGAUAUUAAUAAGCUUUUUGAGGCUAUCAGUCUCAAAUCUUCAUCCAAGGGACUGAGCCCGUCAGAUCAGUUUGGCACUGGCUCUUUAAAGAAAAAUACAUUAAAGCAACCAAUGAGGGUGGGUGUGUCUGCUUCAUCAGGAAUUGGAUUUUCUGAGCCAGUGUCUUUGAAACAGGCUUUGAGGGGACUAUGUAUUUCUCAGGCGGCAGAAAUGGCUGCCAUGAAACGGUUGUCAAAGUCACCUGGGUCUCCUAGGUUGUCGGAAGUUGGUAAAAUUACAAGUAUGUACAGAUCUGUUGUAGUUGAAGCUGGUGGAUCUAGUCUUCCUUUAGCUGGGGAUAAGGAGGGUAGAGUUGAAAUAUCUUUAGUACCGGAAGAACGCACAUCAAAGUCUUCUGAGAAGAACCCUCAGUGCCUUCAAGAAUCCAAGGUGAAGUCAUUGAACCACAGCUCCCCUUCUUCCCCUCGAUUUGUGAUUGAGACAGCAGCUAGGAGAUCGGGGUCAACAUUAGGACAAAAUGGGAUUAUGCCUGCAUCAACUGAAGUUGGGACUUGGCAAUCAAAGACAUCUCUGGUGCUCGAAGAAAGCACAUCAAAUUCUUCAGAGAAGAUGCCUCAGUGCCUUCUAGAAUCCAAGGUGAAGCCAUCGAACCUCGGUGCCCAUUCUUCUACUCGAUUUGCCCUUGAGACAUUGGCUAAAAGAUCGGGGUCAACAUUAAGACAAAUUGAGAUUGUGCCUGCACCAAAUGAAAUUUGGAGUAGGCAAUCAAAGGCAUCUCUGGUGCUCGAAGAAAGCACAUCAGAUUCUUCUGAGAGGAUGCCUCAGUGCCUUCAGGAACCCAAGGUGAAGCCAUCAAACCGCAGUACCAAUUCUUCUCCUCGAUUUGCCAUUGAGACAACAGCUAAGAGAUCGGGGUCAACAUUAAGACAAAUUGAGGUUGUGCCUGCAUUAACUGAAGUUGGGAUUCGAGGAUCAAAGACAUCUCAGGUGAUUGAAGAAAGCAUAUCAGAUUCUUCUGAGAAGAUGCCUGAGUGUCUUCUGGAACCCAAGGUGAAGUCAUCAAACCACAGUGCCCAUUCUUCUCCCCGUUUUGCCGUUGAGAAAACAUCAAAGAGAUCAGGGCCAACUUUAAAACAAGAUGAGAUUGUGCCUGCAUCAACUGAACUUGGGACUCGGCAAUCAAAGGCAUCUCUGGUGGUCGAAGAAAGUACAUCAAAUUUUUCUGAGAAGAUGCCUCAGUGCCUUCAGGGACCAAAGGUGAAGUCAGCAAUCACCAGCACCCGUUCUUCUCCCCGUUUUGCUGUUGAGGCAAAAUUUAAGAGCUCAGGGACACCAUUACGACAACAUGAGAUUGUGCCUGAAUCAACUGAAUUGGGGACUAGGCGAUCAAAGGCAUCUCUGGUGCUCGAAGAAAGCACAUUGAAUUCUUCUGAGAGGAUGCUUCAGUAUCUUCAAGAACUCAAGGUGAAGCCAUCGAACCUCAGUGCCCAAUCUUCUCCUCAAUUUACCCUUGAGACAACAGCUGAGAGAAUGGGCUCUACAGUAAUGCAAAACGAGAUUGAACCUACAUCAACAGCAAUUGGGAAUCUACAAUUGAGGACUGGGAGGGCACCGGAAGAAAAUCACACUUCGCUCCAUUCUCUACCUUGUCUUUAUCCUGGUGGUAAUAUGCUAGACACAGAUGAGAAUAUUUCUGCCCCAGUCAAAUUAGCAAGCAAUGUAAAUAAGAACGUUUCUGCCUCAUCUAAGUCAGCAAACAAAGCAGCACCUAGGCUGAGGCGGAAAGGCAGGUUGCAGUCCGCUGGUUCUUCAUCUAGUGCAAUCAACAGCACUAAGGUGAGCAAGACAAUAAGAAAUGCCCGAUGUGCAGUUAAGCCAGUCAUCAGGAAUAAGAAUUUCGUUACAAAGAAAUCAAAGCAGGAUUCAUCUUCAGUUGCUUGUACUUCUGAUACAUAUGAUGGAGUUUUGGAUCCCAAUACUAGCCAAUUAAUAUGCCAGAGAUGUCAUUGCACUUUGAAAGAUGCAAGGAAAGAGUCCUUAAUGGACUCUCCAACACCUCUCUCUGCAAGUGUCAUUGCUGAAAACAGCUCGAGUAAGGGGAAACAUGGCUCAAGCAAACCAGGCUCCACUUUAAAUGGUUGUGACAUAAGCAGCCCUGUUGUUGUGAAAACUAACAAUACCUCAAAACCAAAAGAAAAAGGUGAAUUUUCUCAAAGCUCAAAAAGUAGCAUUGGUGAGUAUAGUAGUAGCACUAGCAUCAGUGAAGAGAGCUAUCUAAGUGGGUCUAGUUUUGGAAACAGACCUCAUAUGUCAAAGGAUUUGAGGUGGGAAGCUAUCUAUCAUGUUACGAAGCAACAUGGAUUUCUAGGAUUGAGUCAUUUCAAUCUAUUAAAGAAGCUCGGUUGUGGUGACAUCGGCACAGUUUAUCUUACAGAACUAAUCGGAACAAACUGCCAAUUUGCUAUUAAGGUGAUGGAUAACGAGUUUCUGGAAAGAAGGAGGAAGACACCGAGGGCCCAAACUGAAAGAGAGAUUCUAAGAAUGCUUGAUCAUCCUUUUCUUCCUACGCUAUUUGCCCAGUUCACGUCCGAUAAUCUAUCGUGUUUAGUAAUGGAGUAUUGUCCUGGUGGAGAUUUGCAUGUCCUCCGUCAGAAACAGCUUGGCAGAUAUUUUCCUGAACAAGCAGCAAGAUUCUAUGUUGCCGAAGUUCUCCUUGCUCUGGAAUACCUGCAUAUGCUUGGUGUUGUGUACCGGGAUUUGAAACCAGAAAACAUUCUGGUCCGAGAGGAUGGUCACAUUAUGCUUACAGAUUUUGACCUUUCACUUAGAUGUUCUGUGAAUCCAACUCUCCUAAAGUCAUCUUCAUUGGGUAUGGAACCCGCAAGGAUGUCGGGUCCAUGCACGGGAUCUAGUUGCAUUGAUCCUUUUUGUAUUGAACCGUCCUGUAAAGUGUCCUGCUUCAGCCCUAGGUUUUUACCUGCUGCUGCAAAAACAAGGAAGCAAAAAGCUGACCUUGCAGCCCAGGUCAGAUCAUUGCCACAGCUUGUGGCCGAGCCUACUGAUGCACGGUCCAACUCCUUUGUUGGUACACAUGAGUACUUGGCUCCUGAGAUCAUUAAAGGAGAAGGUCAUGGCAGUGCUGUUGAUUGGUGGACAUUUGGUAUUUUUCUCUAUGAGCUUCUGUAUGGGAGGACACCCUUUAAAGGUUUCGGGAAUGAAGAAACUUUAGCCAAUGUAGUGUUGCAGAGCCUUAGUUUUCCCGACACCCCACUUGUCAGUCUUCAGGCAAGGGAUCUUAUCAGAGGACUGUUGGUAAAGGAGCCCGAGAAUCGCACAGGAUCAGAGAGGGGGGCUGCUGAGAUCAAGCAACAUCCAUUCUUUGAGGGCCUAAACUGGGCACUGAUACGCUGUGCAAUUCCACCUCAAGUACCAGAGGCCUGUUAUUUUGGAGCUCCAAAAACAGCUUCGCAAGAGAAGGGGAGUAAGUAUCUAGAUUUCAAGGCAAUAGGGGAGCACCUGGAGUUUGAGUUGUUCUAGCAAAGCCCUAAUUUACGGCAAAGAGAAAGCUAUAUUUGAGGUACUGCAGUUGACGCGCCUGUUUUAAUGUAAAUUCACUGAGAACAUCGUUAAAGCUGUCAUUUGUAAUUCCAGAAAUAUAGGUGGUCUAUUAAGAACUUGGCAAAAUGUUCCGAAAGUCGGCCUAACAUGGAGGACAGACUUGUUCAACUUGGUGAGCUCAAGAGUUUCAAAUGUUCAACCUUCUUGCACUAAUAUAAUACUAGUUAUAAUUAAUCUUGUGCACCGGAUUGUCCUUUAC